CUUUGCCCAGCCAGGCUCUUAAUUUUCCAGAAGGAGCUGAAGAGGAAACAAAAACAGCCGAAGAAGUCAGGUGAAGGAGACGUACUCUGAUCUUUCACUUAAACCAUUUUGUACAGAUCUUCCUUGAGCACGCAGAGAUGGGUCAGUGGAGCUGCAGCCUGUUGGUAGUGUUUUCUCUAUUUGGAGCUCUUACCAGAGAGGCUCAUCAGGCCUUUGUACUCAAUGUUGGGGAACACAAUGGGGCUCAGAGACAUCUACUGGAGGCAGAAGACAACCACACCACCAUCAACAAUACUGAACAUAUGGGGGCGUCAGAUAAAGGCGUAGUGACUCCAAAGUCUCUGGAGUGGUCCUACUUGGCUGCAGGGCUCGGCACUGUCCUCACCAUCUCCCUUCUCAUUGUGAUGACCGUAAAGCUCCGCCUCUUCCACCGCUUCAUAGCCAGCUACAGACACUCUCUGCUCCAGGAGUCAGACGGAGUCAGUCAGUACGGACAGGAGCAGGCGACAUUUCCCAGCAGUGGGAUGGGGAGAAUGAGCAGGAUUGGAGGGACUCCAGGAGAACUGGACGAGGACGAUGACGGCUUCAUCGAGGAUAACUACAUCCAGACCAGCGAGAAAGACAGAGCAGAGAGGGAGAGGGAGGAAGAGGAAGGGGAAGGGGAGGACGACAUGGAGGACAGCGACGAUGAUCUGCAGUUCACCAUCGGAUGAUGAGACAAAGGGAGAUUCUUGCAAGAACAGUUUGCAGCUGAUAUUAAAUGACACUUUAAAUGAAAUGUGAUCAACAGUUGGCACGUAACCUCUCUGGCAUGUGACUCCUUGAAUUAUACCAACAUGCUUUGUCACAAAAGAGGAACUUUUCCUAAUUCCUGCAAACACCUGGAACAGUCAGAUUCUUUUUUCCUCCAGUCACAGCAUAAUAUUGAUAGUUUUUUUUUUUGGAAACAAAUCAACUUUUCAAGGACUUUUAAGCCCGUACCUCAGAGUAGACACGCUUUAAGCACAAGAGAAAAUCUUAGUAACAUAUCAUGUAUUAAAUGUUCAGUAUGUAAGUAAUUUGAAAAGAAUCAUAUACUGGAUUAAAAGAUGGCAUUUGACUGUGUGUAGAAGUAGGUUGUAAGCUCCGCCUCCUCCAUGUUAACUGAUGAGGUAUGGGUCAAUACAGAAAAUCAAAGUACAAGUCAAAUACAUUUGUCUCAAACAUAGCCUCUGUCAUCAGUGUUGAUUCGUAUCAUCCUGAUCUGAAUCCAAGUUGUCGUUUUCCCUAGAUGUUAAGUUUUAACUGGUUAUCUGAUGCCAAAAAGGGCAGAUGUAAUGUCAUGAUUGACAGCUUUCUUGACUAAUGUGGCUCCUGCAACAAUGAUGAAUGGAUCAGCAGAUCAGAAGCAGGUGGCAUAUUAAAAUAAGUUUUAAAAAGUUGUUGAUUAACUGUCAAUGUGUACUUCAAACGCAAGACUAUGUUCUACUGAAUACUGAGCCAAAUUUUUUGUAUUUGUAUGUUUCUGUUUAUUUUUUGUUGUAUUGCUGGAUGGCACAAGUGGGUUCUCCCUUCUAAAAUAAAGGGUAAUCAAUUAAAUAUUAAAAAAAUAAAUAAACUAGGGCUGCAAACACGGAAAGGGCCCCUCACACCUUCAUGCACCUCUGGGUUUGGUGCACGUCAGUCUUGUGGCACAUUCACUAAAUUACACUGCUUUGGGGAACUUUAUCAAUUCAAUUUCAAUUUCAAUUUGUUUUAUUGGCACAGAUCAGUUACUGCCAAAGCAGUGUUAAAACUAAAAAUGCAUUAAAUAUUUACACAGUAUAAAUUGGCAUAUUAAAAAAUUCCACAAAUAAUAUAUAAUGCAAUAAAUCUGAUUAAUUAGAUUAAACAAGACUAAAAAGCAUUAGAAAUAAAAACAAAGAAAGACAAAAUAAAAAUAAAUAUUAAAAAAUAAAUAAAUAAAAUUCAGUGUGUUUGUUGGGAAAAGACUGAUUGAUUAUCCCUCAGGCUAUGGCAGGAUUGAAUGUAUUUAGCAACAUCUAUACAGACGAUUCCAUGUUCUCCUAACAUGUAUAUCAUUUAAUGUUCAUCCUGUAGUAAAUUAAAGUGGGGAACCCUUUGUUUAAUUUGAUUAAUGAAUUCUUUCUGAUGUGUUCAUAUUUACUGCAGUGCAGCAGGAAGUGUGUUUCUAUUUCUACACAGUCUGUCCUCUCUAGGUAUCCAGGUGUGUCUGUGUCUACCUGUCUCUAUGUUCAGACGGUGAUCACUGAGUCCAUGGUCAAUGUCUUCCUCAGUUUCUCAUCAGUCACUAUGCUUAAUUAAUCUGUACAGUGUCUGUUCCCAGGAUCUUUACUUGCUGUCUGUCCCAAAGGUCAGAACUGAACUGGGAAAAAGGCAUUUAGAUAUGCUGCUCCCUCCCUGGAAUGAUUUAUAAAGAGUUAAAACCUAACAAACUGAUCUCAUCGAACACUUUUACGAGAAAGUUGAAAGACUUGGAGGCAGACACAUCUGGCUGGAGAUGCUUUGAUUAAUUCACAAUUAUGGCUGAUUCUGGUAAAUGGUUGCUGCUUAAAUUGUUGUGUGUGUACUUUUGCUGCAUGACUACAUAUCUUGUAUUAUGUUGUUUGUGUAUGACUCUGUUCACUGCUGCUGUCUUGGCCAGGACGCUCUUGAAAAAGAGAUUUUUAAUCUGAAUGAGGUUUUCUCCGGGUAAAAUGAAGGUUAAA
This is a messenger RNA of Cheilinus undulatus (humphead wrasse), 2708 nucleotides long. Its product is annotated as leucine-rich repeat-containing protein 19-like. The coding region runs from base 138 to 713 and encodes 191 amino acids. The record is from RefSeq and is a predicted model, not a curated record. The transcript has 3 exons. Lineage: Eukaryota; Metazoa; Chordata; Actinopteri; Labriformes; Labridae.